Trichophyton rubrum CBS 118892 is the source of this 252-nucleotide messenger RNA. RefSeq lists its product as uncharacterized. The record is from RefSeq and is a predicted model, not a curated record. NCBI's taxonomy places the organism in Eukaryota, Fungi, Ascomycota, Eurotiomycetes, Onygenales, Arthrodermataceae. The coding region runs from base 1 to 252 and encodes 83 amino acids. The transcript is spliced from 2 exons.
AUGGUUCUCGCUAUUAAUAGCAAACAACACUGUAAUGCGAAUGCUGCGUCCGUACCCCUUGGCCGUGGUUAUGUCUCGUCCGACGUCCGUACUCAGCAUUUGGCGGUUGCGUAUGGCUACAUCUCUGCGGAGGCUGAGGAAUCCCAAAGUAACCAACUCCUAUCGCAGCACGCCUUAAGGUGUUCAAAUGAGAAACGCGAAGAUGUUGAGGAUGUUGUUGCAAUUACCUGUUUCGGACUUAGCCCUAAGUAG